This is a messenger RNA of Phoenix dactylifera (date palm), 931 nucleotides long. RefSeq names its product BAG family molecular chaperone regulator 6, mitochondrial-like. NCBI's taxonomy places the organism in Eukaryota, Viridiplantae, Streptophyta, Magnoliopsida, Arecales, Arecaceae. The record is from RefSeq and is a predicted model, not a curated record. Gene Ontology annotation, biological process: protein folding. Gene Ontology annotation, molecular function: protein-folding chaperone binding. Gene Ontology annotation, cellular component: plasmodesma.
UAAUUUUAUUGGAUGUAAUCGUACGAAUCGUCCGUUAUAGCAAAAAAUAAAAUAAAAAAAAAAUUAAAAAAAAAGGCAUGCUUGCUAAAAGCUUUCCCAUUCCAUCCACUUUCAGCGUUCCAGAACCAUCCCAACCGUAAAGAGCCCAAAACGACGCUCGUCACCGCCGUCUUCUCCUUCUCCCCUUUUACCCAAUUCCUCUCCGCCUCCAUGGACUCCUACCACUACUACUCCACCUCUUUCUUCUACUUCAGCCAGAAUGACCAAAACGCCCCUCACCGUCCCAACAACGCCAUCUUAAUCCCCAUCGAGACCCCCUCCUCCGGCGACUUCCCGCCUCCCACCCCCGUCCGCCUCCCCGACGCCGUCCCCAACGCCGCCGCCGUCAAGAUCCAGUCGGCUUUCCGCGGCCACCUGGUUCGAUCCCUGGUCGGGAAGAUCCGGGCCGUCAACGCGGAGUCCGGACGGAUGGAGCGACUGAUCCAGCGGCAGGAGACGGUCGACGCCGUCCGGCGGGACGAGCGGGAGCGGCUCCGGGUGAACGAGGGCCUGAUGGCGCUCCUCCUCCGGCUGGACUCGGUGCCGGGGUUCUACCCGGCCGUGAGGGAGCUGCGGAGGUCCGUCAGCCGCCGAAUCGUGGGACUCCAGGAGGUCCUGGACGCGAUCCUAGGGGAGCCGGCCGUCGGCGGGGAAGGGUUUCCGGCGAAUUUGGAAGAGAUCGUGGAGGGGAUCUGGGGAGGAGAGGAACGUUGGGGCGAGGAGGAGGUGGAGGAGAUGGGGACGGGGGGAAAUUGGGAGAGAGGCUUUGGUUGUUUGGAGAAGCUCCUUUUGGGAGUCUGAUGUACUAUACCAAUUGUAUACGUAUAUCAUGUUACGUAUGUAUAUGUGAUUAGACUAUGGAAUAAGGAAAGCCGAAAGCUUUUAUUCUAAA